AAAGGUCGUUACACUUAACGUCCCCAUGAUAUAACAAAGCCAAAAAAAAUUACGAAACAUAAUAGAGUGAUGUCGGAGAGUGGUGGCGAACACGGCGGCGCCACCGCCAGAAGGGAAGAGAUCCUGGCGGAGAAGGCCUCCGGAGAGUCGUCAUCAUUGUCAUGGAGACUCAAUGUGAAGAAGUUUCAGUUGCCACGCCAAAGUCAUAACCAUGAUCAUGAUCAUUGUCACCAUGCUCGUUCCUUCACUUUCCGUGGCCUUCUUCGGGAACCUAAGAAGCAACGUAAGGUUGCAGAAUACUACAAGAAACAGGAGAGGCUCCUUGAAGGGUAUAAUGACAUGGAUACUAUGACAGAAACGGGUUAUUUUCCGGGAAGUCUCACUGAGGAUGAGCUGAAGCAGUUAGCAAGAAGUGAGAGGUUGGCAGUUAAUGUGUCAAAUGCAGCUAACUUUUUGCUGUUUGCAGCAAAGGUUUAUACAUCAAUUGAAAGUCGAUCAUUAGCAGUCAUUGCUUCCACCAUGGAUUCUCUCUUAGAUCUCUUGUCAGGGUUCAUAUUAUGGUUCACUGCCUAUGCCAUGAGAAACCCAAACCAUUAUCACUACCCCAUUGGAAAGAAACGGAUGCAACCAGUGGGUAUCAUUGUUUUUGCAUCAGUGAUGGCAACCUUGGGAUUACAAAUUUUGAUUGAGUCAGCUCGACAACUAAUUUCUAAGUCUAAGGCUAAAAUGGAUCCCCAUGAGUUGGAAUGGAUGAUCGGGAUUAUGUUAUCUGUUACUAUAGUGAAGUUCAUUCUCAUGAUCUAUUGUCGAAGGUUUAAGAAUGAGAUUGUUAGAGCUUAUGCACAAGAUCAUUUUUUCGAUGUUAUUACUAAUUCAGUUGGAUUAGUUGCUGCUGUGCUUGCUGUCAAAUACUCUUGGUGGAUUGAUCCAAUGGGAGCUAUUAUUAUAGCACUAUACACUAUUAAUACAUGGGCAAAAACAGUGAUUGAGAAUGUAUGGUCCCUUAUAGGAAGGACAGCUCCACCUGAUUUUCUAGCAAAGUUGACAUAUUUGAUAUGGAAUCACCAUGAAGAGGUUAAGCACAUAGAUACAGUGAGAGCAUACACCUUUGGUGCUUAUUACUUUGUUGAAGCAGAUAUUGUGCUGCCAGAAGACAUGCCUCUCAAUCAAGCACACAACAUUGGUGAGACACUACAAGAGAAAUUGGAACAACUUCCUGAAGUUGAAAGAGCCUUCGUGCACAUUGAUUUUGAGUAUACUCAUAGGCCUGAACAUAAGACAAUGGUGUAAUUAUGCAGAAAGAAAUAAUAUGGGUUGUAAAAAUGUCAUAGUUAACCUUUGGCUCUAAUUAAUGAUUCUCUUAUCUUUCUGUAGUCUAAACAAAUAACACAUGACAUCAAAGGUGUGUAUGAGAUUAAGUUGCCCAAUAGCCAUGUUAAUGCUAAUUAAAUCCAAUUUAGAGGCUACAAAAGUAACC
This is a messenger RNA of Cajanus cajan (pigeon pea), 1477 nucleotides long. RefSeq names its product metal tolerance protein 9. The record is from RefSeq and is a predicted model, not a curated record. Lineage: Eukaryota; Viridiplantae; Streptophyta; Magnoliopsida; Fabales; Fabaceae. Gene Ontology annotation, biological process: transmembrane transport; monoatomic cation transport. Gene Ontology annotation, cellular component: membrane. Gene Ontology annotation, molecular function: monoatomic cation transmembrane transporter activity.